UAAUUAAAUUCAGCUUAAAAUAUUUAAACUCUAAUUUUGAAAUAUUGUUUAUUUUCCCACAAUGGGGAAAUUUAGAUGCAACAGUAGCAUAAAGUAUGAAGGUCCACAUAAAACUUAAGUGUUAAAACAUAUUAAAAACUGGAUUUACAUUAAUAUACUGUAAUAAUUGGGUUGCAAUAACAUCCCCAGAUCAAGUGAUUUGAGAAUCUAAGCCAUUUGAUUUUUCCUCUUUCUUUCUUUUUCCUUUUAUUGCUCAUCUAUUACUCAUUUAUCCAGUCACAUGUUUCCAGUUCUGCUUUAGAGCAGCCAUGGAAUUUCAACAGUGAAAGGUUGAACAUUAAGCUUGGCGUUUGGAACAUUCCUUCGUCUCCCAUCGUCUGUUUACUGAUGAGGCAGCGCGCCAUCCGACCUUCCUGUUUUCCUUCCUUCCUGUCCUCACAUCGUCCUAGAGCUUUUACCGUAAAACAUCCUGGUCGCUCAGACGUCCAAGCACUUCCUAACUGCUGAAACCUUCUUGUUUUGUCGCGUUUCAAAGGCAAAAAUAAACAUAAAUCAAAUUAUCAUGUAUUAAGUAAAACAUUUUUUAUAUUCAGCCCCUUUUACAUGAAUCCUCCUAAAUAAAUUUAAUCUAAAAAAUGCAGUCCUGUAAUUUGAGCUUUUGUAUUAAAUAAAGCUCUUCUGAAGAUAAACGAGGUUAGUUGUUUCCCCAUCUGAUACAUGGUGGUGGUGUCAUCAUGCUGUGGGGAUAGAUUGGACUCUAUCAUGUGGUAAGGGCAAAUUUAUCGCCAGUUGGCUGGACAAAAUUUGUACAUUUAAUUAUAAAAAAAAUUCUUUAAAAGACCAAUCCCCUCUAGAGACACAAAGGGCAACAAGAUGGAAAUAAACAUUGAUUAUUAAUAUUAGCCCAGUUUCACUUUUUAGAAAACGAUGCUAAUGCCGAUAUAUCAUGACGAUUCCUGAUGUUUCACGUAUCGCCACUGUGUGACCCGCAGGCUGCUGAUCUUUGUGUGUGAUUACAGCACCCCCUACAGUGUAUGUGUGGCAACAACAUGUCUGUGCCGCUGCUCGCCGAUGCUGUGACGGUGUCCGGGACACAGAAGGAGACCGCGGCGGUGAUCUUCCUUCAUGGAUUAGGAGACACAGGGCACGGCUGGGCCGACUCUCUGACGGGGAUCCGGCUGCCUCACGUUAAGUUUAUCUGCCCUCACGCGCCUAAAAUCCCUGUCACUCUCAACAUGAGGUCCCUGAUGCCUGCAUGGUUCGACCUCAUGGGCUUGAGCCCCGACGCUCCAGAGGACGAAGCCGGAAUCAAAAAGGCUGCAGAAAACAUUAAGGCCAUAAUCGAACACGAGGCCAGAAACGGGAUUCCUCCUCACCGUAUAAUCAUCGGUGGAUUCUCUCAGGGUGGCGCUUUGUCCUUGUACACCGCUCUGACCUGCCAGCACCAGCUGGCCGGCGUGGUGGCCCUCAGCUGCUGGCUCCCUCUUCACAAGAGUUUCCCUUCGGCGUCAAGUGGCCACAAGAACAUCCCAAUCCUGCAGUGCCAUGGAGAGAUUGACAUGAUGGUGCCUGUGCAGUUCGGCGCCAUGACGGCAGAGAAGCUCAAACACAUAGUUAACCCUCAGAUGGUCACCUUUAAAGCCUACCCAGGCGUUCAGCACUCCUCCUGUAACGAGGAAAUGUUGGCUGUAAGGGAAUUUAUUGAGAAGUAUUUGCCCCAGAUUUGACCUCACCUCAUUCCAACUGUGAUGCCCUCCGAGACACUGACCUCUGACCCCUGAUCUGCUCUCCUGCAGGAAACAGCCAUGAGAACCCCCGACCCCUCACACACACACACACACACACACACACACACACACACACACACACACACACACACACACACACACACACACACACACAUUUAACAGGUAAUUUAAUCCGCAGAGCUGAACAGUGCUCUUCAUGCAGUCCAACUUGUCGAGUUUCGGCGUUCGGAGGGAGAAACUCUCGCUGCACAUUCCCCCUUUUUUUAAUUUAAAUCCUCCAUCUGUUGCCUCUCUUCUUUUCCUUUUUUUUUUCUUUUUUACCUCAUCUUGUUUUCUUGUAUCAGUCAUCGCCUCACUGCCACACUUCCUUUUAAGUUACUGGAAAACCAGCGAUGAGCCCUGAGUCGCAUCAUCCGACCUGCUGGGGGCGCUGUCAGACUGGUCGGAUGUUUACGAACAACUAUUGCUUCUCCACCUUUAGCAUUAGCUGCAGCAUUAGCUACAGGUUUUAUAGGAAGUGAAAGGAAGUAGAAUCUGUUUCAGACAUUUUGUUUAGACAUUCUGACAGCCUUUAUAAACGAGUGAAGCUGUUUGCAUUGAGAAAACAAAUUUUUAUUUAAAAAUGUGUAAAAUCAGAUCACUGAUGAAAACCAUUUCAGAUAUGAAAUAUGCAGCAAUGUAGGUCACAUUACCACAUCAAAUCUGCAGUAUUUGUUUGUAGCUCCUAAAUUUGUUCAAUUUGAAUACCUGGAACGUUGCAGCAAGCAGCGCACUUAUGACCCUGACUGUCUCCUUUGAGUUUGAGCAGAAACAGCAGUUUGGAAUGAAAAACUUAAACUCCUUCUUAAUUUAUUUUCAUUUAAUAGCAAGAAACGCUGCAAGUUUCUGAAAAGGAUUCUUAAUGUGAUCACAAAUCAGCAAAUGUGAGAUAUUGGCUUCCAGUUGAGAAAUAAUGAAAAUAGUUAUGAAUGAAAUAAAAUAAAUUGAAAAUACCAGAAAAUGAUGGAUGAAAUAACAUAUUAAUUCUUGUUUUUGGGACCAAACAGAACGGUCUGUUUGACCCACCCAGCAGAAUAUUUUUUCAUUCUGUUCAUAAAUAACUGCAGGAAAAUGUGAUUAACUGACUAAUAAAGACUACAUACCAGAGGUUUGAUAAGUGGUCACUAUCUGUCCUGUCUGAUAACAGUCAGCUGAGCCAAAUGGGCGUGAUGAUCAAAACAAGACCUAAUUUCAGCGAUCUUCUGACCUUUAAUGUCUUUUAUCCUUUUUGGAAAUACUUCUCUGCAAAACAAAAGCAUAAGUCAUAGUUUAAAUUGAUUAUUUGGAAGUGGUUUGUUUACAGGCUAGAAAGGAUCAAAAUGUUAACGUGUUAGUGUGGAUUAAUCUGUAUCAUUUGACCUCUGACCCGUUAGCGUUUCGCCAGGCGUGAAUAUUCUCGUCCUGCGUUGUUCCCGUUAAUCAUGUCCUAAAAGGCCUUUUAUAACGAAGUUCCUCUGUGUCCAACUCGGUUACUGGGAGAGCUGGUUUUCCACCAUUGCAUCCAUUCCACAUUCUGCAGCUUGUCCGGGUCUUUUUAUGGAAACACGCACACAGAGUCCCUGGAACUGAUGCUUUUCCUAUUUUUAAAUGUGAGAAAAUGAAAUGACUUGUGUAAAACGUAAUCCAAGUGAAAUAAAGCAAAUGAAAGACUGUUCCUGCCAGCCUGUUUCUUUCAGAGCUGUAAAACAUUUGUGUUGAUUCGGUGUCAAACUUUGAUUUUUCCAAAAAUCACAGAGAACGGGAACAUGAGACCCGCACAGACUGCACAUCACCACUCGUUUCACUGCACCUGCUUUCAUCCCCAUUUAUGUUGGAGCAGCUUUUAUCCUCCCUCCUCAUAUCCAUCCAUGAUGCCAAGGAGUUCCAGAGUCCAGACCUUUUAAUCCCAGAGAAAAUCCAGAAAUUCUUCUUGUUCCUCCUGCUGUAACCUGUUAACAGAGCGACAGAUUAAAGAUCUCAACUUAAACUCCAGUUAAGGUUUUUAGAAUUGGCCUGAAGCGCAUUAAUUUCUGUGCAGAGGAACAGUUUAGUUUUUAGCUUCUUCUGUAUUGGUAACGUCUUCUGAUCUGAAAGACGUCAGUUUUGAUUGUUCACCAGUGAAUGAAUGUUUCUUGUGUCCUUUACUGUUUUCAUAUUUCUGUCUGUCUUUGAUCCCAGCCGAGUUUUUGGAUUUCUUUUUUUGUAAUCAUCUUGUUUUAUUAUGUCUUUUCUUUUUCCCCAUUUGAUUGUCUUGUUAAUGUUGUGGAUCUUUUUCAUCCUCUUUUUGUCUGAUGACGAUGAUGAGCGUUAAGAAGACAUGUUGAGGUGAGACUGAUGUCUCUGCUCAUUUUGUUCCCUAAACAGCUUUCUGCGGAAUAAAUGAUCCAAAAAAAUAAAUAACAGACAAUGUA
Messenger RNA from Poeciliopsis prolifica (blackstripe livebearer), 4177 nucleotides. RefSeq names its product lysophospholipase 2 (gene lypla2). Bases 1035 to 1727 code for a protein of 230 amino acids. NCBI's taxonomy places the organism in Eukaryota, Metazoa, Chordata, Actinopteri, Cyprinodontiformes, Poeciliidae. Gene Ontology annotation, cellular component: cytoplasm. The transcript has 9 exons. Gene Ontology annotation, biological process: protein depalmitoylation. Gene Ontology annotation, molecular function: palmitoyl-(protein) hydrolase activity; carboxylic ester hydrolase activity. The record is from RefSeq and is a predicted model, not a curated record.